AUGGUAAUGAAAUGGUUGGAAGAAAUAGCAUCGGCAAACAAGCAAGGAAGAAAACCAUCGCUACUCCGAGCAAUGACCAAAACAUUCUGGUUAAGCUACGCACCUUCCGGAGUAAUGUUCCUCAUACAAGCUCUCAUACUCAAGCCUUUCCAGCCUGUUGCUUUGAGUAUACUGUUGACUUACUGGGAGCCUGGUUCAAAUAUGACAUACGAUCAAGCGGUGUACUGCGCUUGCACCGUAAUACUGAUGUCUUUACUGAUAGCAUUCCUCAACCACCACGGCACUUACUCUACUCAACAGUUUGGAAUGAAAGUCCGUAUUGCUGCCUGCUCCCUUAUCUAUAGAAAGGUGAUGCGGAUGAGCUCCGGUGCGCUAGCCCAAACAACUGCCGGUCAAGUAGUAAAUCUGUUAUCUAAUGAUGUCAAUCGAUUUGACUAUGCUUUUAUCUACACUCACUUCAUCUGGCUUUUACCACUCCAAGUGAUAAUUGUCUGUUACCUCAUAUACAUCAAAAUUGGGUAUGCAGCUAUUGUUGGAGUCAUUGGCAUCGUCUUGCAAACAAUUCCUGUACAAUCGUAUAUGAGCAAAUUGGCAGCGAGACUGAGAAUGAAAACAGCAUCUAGAACUGACGAACGUGUCCGAAUUAUGGAUGAAAUUAUAAGCGGAAUGCAGGUUAUCAAAAUGUACGCUUGGGAGAAACCGUUCGAACAAGUUGUGGCAUUGGCUCGUAAAAAUGAAAUCAAUUGCAUCACCUCAGCGUCUUAUCUUCGUGGAGUUUACCUUAGCUUUAUGGUGUUCACUGAACGGCUAACACUUUAUAUCACCCUUUUAUCCUAUUCAUUAUUUGGGUAUCAAGUCACCGCUGACAUCGCUUUCCCGUUGGCUCAAAUGUUCAAUAUUCUUCAAGCUUCAGUAGCUAUUUUACUACCAAUGUCUUUAUCAAUGUUGAUGGAGUCCCAUACUUCUAUUCUUCGUAUACAGCAAUUUUUAGUUAAGGAUGAAAGGGAAGACCUUCGAAGUGUAGCGGAUGUAGACAUUGCAAAACUUGUUGCCAGUGUUGAGAAGAAAAAUAAAAAUCUUCGUGAAAUUGACCUUUGUGCCAAUAAAUUCAAAAAAAUCGAUGAAGAAGGAAUUUACAAUCCAGGUUUUGAUUGCGACGAAAAAGGUUUGAUGACUCCAGCGAUAAGUACGAUUCCUAUCAGCAAUGAUGUUGGAAUACUUAUACAGAAUGUGAACGCUAGCUGGACUGAAGAUGGUCCUCUUACCUUGCGCAAUAUUAAUAUUACAGUACCUAAAGGAAAACUAUGCGCUAUAAUUGGAUCUGUAGGAUCUGGAAAGAGUUCUAUUUUACAACUUUUACUAAACGAAUUGCGCUCCAGUGCUGGACGGAUACAUCUCUGUGGGCCCCUUUCAUAUGCUAGCCAAGAACCUUGGUUAUUUGUGGCUACGGUCCGUCAAAACAUUUUAUUCGGUUUGCCAUAUAAUCAGAAAAAAUAUAAGGAAGUAGUCAGAGUAUGUGCACUGCAGAAGGACUUUCUCCAAUUCCCCCACGGAGAUCAAACUCUUGUCGGGGAAAGAGGUGCCUCUUUAUCCGGAGGACAAAGAGCCCGUAUAAAUCUAGCAAGAGCUGUAUACCGCCAGGCGGAUAUUUAUCUACUGGAUGAUCCAUUGUCUGCAGUGGAUGCACAUGUUGGCCGACAACUCUUCGAUGAAUGCAUAACUGGUUAUUUAAAGCACACCACUAGAAUUCUUGUUACUCAUCAACUGCACUACCUUAAAGUCGCUGAUUACAUCGUUAUCAUGAAUAACGGCAUCAUUGAGGCAAAGGGAACUUAUGAGGAAUUACUAACUUCGGGUAAAGACUUUGCUAAAUUAUUGUGCUCCGUUCAGGAGGAUGAUAACACCGAGGCAGAAAAGCCACUACCGAUAUCACGAAGGACUUCAGCAAGGCUAUCCACGACAAGAAGACCCUCGCUGGCAGAAUCCACCACAGGCUGUGAUAUUCCUGCUCAAGAAAUGGAAGAAGAAGAAAGAGAAUCUGGCUCAAUGGGAUGGCAUGUGUACGAAGCUUAUUUGAAAGCUGGAGGUCGCACCGCCAGAAUAGUUUUCAUGAUUUUACUUUUAGUAAUAGGUCAACUUUCUGCUACUCUCUGUGAUUAUUGGGUCACAUUCUGGACGAAUGAAGUUACUCUUCUUAAAGAAAGACAAUCAAAUACGACUAAGGAUUAUGAACAAGUUAUAAAACCAAUAAACUCGACAUUCAGUCUAAAUAGUUACUUCUCUGGAAUAAAAGCUAUACCAAAUUUAAAUAUUCACGCCUACAUUGGACCGUUAGACACAUCGCAAUAUCUAUAUGUUUAUACAGCAUUGAUUUUUUGUUGUAUCUUCUUUAUCACGGCUCGAGCAUUCAUGUUCUUCAAGGUUUGCAUGACAGCCUCCAGGAACCUUCACAACGACAUGUUCCAUACUAUGCUACGUGGAGUUAUGAGAUUCUUCGAUACGAAUUCGUCAGGUCGUAUACUUAACCGGUUCUCAAAAGAUAUUGGUGCCUUAGAUGAAUUGCUGCCGCGUUUUCUUCUCGAAUGCAUACAAAUCUACCUAGUGAUGUUCAGUAUUCUCACAUUGAAUGCUGCUGCACUCGUUUGGACUUUAUUGCCUACGACUAUCAUCUUACUACUCUUCUACGUUAUUCUUCAGAUAUACCUAAAAUCAGCUCAAUCUAUUAAAAGAUUAGAGGGAACAACGAGAAGUCCAGUCUUUUCACACAUGUCGGCUACUCUCAAUGGUAUCAGCACUAUUAGAUCAUCAGGAGCGCAACAACGUUUGAUACAAGAAUUCGAUCAUUUCCAAGACAUUCACACAUCUACUUGGAGCAGCUACCUUGCGAGCGGCGUGACUCUAGGAUUCUGGCUCGACUUUAUUUGUGUGAUCUACCUAGCAAUUGUUAUUGUGGCUUUCCUUGUUAUAGAUAGCAAAACCAUUUUCUCCGGUAACGUGGGACUUGCGAUAUCACAAACUCUUAUCUUAACCGGUAUGCUGCAAUUCGGUGUACGACAAACAGCUGAAGUUAUCUCACAAAUGACUAGCGUUGAGCGCAUCCUGCAAUACACUAAUAUUGAAAAGGAAAAGCAAUGGGAGAAAGGAGCUAAAGAAACCCCUAAAGGAUGGCCUUGGAGGGGUCGCAUUGAGUUCCGUAAUUGCUAUAUGAAGUACACACCUGAAGAUUUACCUGUAUUGAAGAAUCUAAAUGUAGUUAUAGAAAGUGGGUGGAAGGUUGGAAUAGUCGGUAGAACGGGUGCUGGAAAAUCAUCACUAAUCUCUUCUCUAUUUCGUCUAUCCAUAUUAGAAGGUGAAGUCCUUAUUGACGAUGUAGAUACCGCCUACCUUGCACUUCAGGAAGUAAGGUCUAAAAUAUCGAUUAUACCGCAAGAACCAGUACUGUUCUCCGCCACAAUACGGUACAAUUUAGAUCCAUUCAAUUGUUAUGAUGACGAACAACUUUGGAAAGCGCUGGAAGCGGUCGAUUUGAAGGCUGCGAUACCUGCACUAGAUUUCAAAGUUUCCGAAGGCGGUUCCAACUUUUCUCUUGGACAGAGACAACUCGUGUGCCUCGCUCGUGCUAUCCUUCGCGGAAACCGAAUCCUUGUGUUGGACGAGGCCACAGCAAACGUGGAUCCAAAGACGGACGAAUUUAUCCAAAGAACAAUAAGAAAGCGUUUUUCAGAUUGCACAGUUUUGACAGUUGCACAUCGACUCAACACUAUUAUGGACUCCGAUCGCGUGAUGGUAAUGGACACCGGAAGAUUGGUUGAAUUUGAUCAUCCUUACAAAUUGCUCUGUAACCCUGAAGGUCAUUUCUCAAAAAUGGUCAAAGAAACUAGUGAUAAAUUGUCAGCUCAGCUCCACGAAAUAGCGAAAAGAACAUAUCUUGAAAACGGAAAUGUAAUAGAGUGA
Molecule: messenger RNA, 3954 nt
Organism: Danaus chrysippus (African queen)
Lineage: Eukaryota; Metazoa; Arthropoda; Insecta; Lepidoptera; Nymphalidae
Source: the annotation of a GenBank genome assembly